Messenger RNA from Knipowitschia caucasica, 1929 nucleotides. NCBI's taxonomy places the organism in Eukaryota, Metazoa, Chordata, Actinopteri, Gobiiformes, Gobiidae. The record is from the annotation of a GenBank genome assembly.
AUGCGGCCGCUGGAGGGUUGGUCUUUGGGUCUGAGCCGCAGCACUUCACCAUCCAGUCGGCCACAUGCUUUAGCAUGUAGCGGUUUCCUUCCUCCGGACUGGAUCCAGCAGGAUGUUACAAUGGACUGCAGCCCUGCGUUGCCGGACAGUCUGGUGUUAGAGAUCUUCUUCCGCCUGCCGCAUGACGCCGUGCUGACCGCGGGCCUGACCUGCCGCCAGUGGUUGGCCGUGUCCCGAGAUGAGUUCCUCUGGAGAGAGCUCUUCUACAGCUACUACCGCAUCCCGCGCACCGUGCCCAGGCACCCAGCGGCCGUGUCCUGGUACCGUGAGUUCAAGCGCCUGUUCGACUGUAUCCCGUGUGUGGAGGUGCAGACUCUGAGACAUCACACGGACCAAGUCCUGCAUCUGGCCUUCUCCCACAGAGGACACCGCUUCUCCUCCUGCUCCAAGGACUGCACCGUCAAGUUGUGGGACACAGAGCGCCCGGAUGGAAACAUUUCUCUGGUGCACAGCUGCAGCAUGCGGCAGUUUAACUGGGGCUACACACAGUUCUCUCAGUUCAACGCAGACGACUCUCUGCUGCUGGUGUCAGGAGUGUAUCUGGGGCCGCACCACGCCUCCUCCGGGGAGAUCGCUGUCAUCAGCCUCGAGAACUACACACUGUUGUCGCGCGUCCGGAACAAACCGUACGAUGUGUUCGGCUGUUGGCUCAACGAGUCUCACCUCAUCUCCGGAAACCUGCACUGGAUAGGGAACAUGACCUCCUGCUCCGUCCUGUGGCUCAAUAAAGCUUUCCAGGACAUCGAGUCUGAGAACGUGAACGUGGUGAAGCGUCUGUUUAAGAUCCAGAACAUCAACGCCAGCACCAUCCGCACGGUGAUGGUCGCCCACUGCCGUCGCCACAACAACCCGGACCUCCUGCUGGACUACGACGCUCAGGUGGAAGCGCGCAGGGGGAGGGGCCCCGAGCCGCCGCAUCAGCCGCUGCUCUUCGACCUUGGGGCGUCCGGCAGCGAGGAAGAAGAGGAGGAUGAGUGUGGGAGGGGCUUCUCCUCCUCCAGACACCAGCUGCCCACGUACUCGGGCCUGGAGCACGUGAUGCAGAGUUGUAAAAACAUAAACCAACGUGAGCUGCAAAUAGAGACACACGUGGCAGAGAUGAUGGGCAGGUCUCACACUAAGGAGUCAAACCGCAUUGAAAACGGUGACUCUGGGGAUGAAGACAAAACCUAUCUGCUGUUCACCACCGGAAGUCUGACCUACUCCCCGCACCAGAUCGGUAUAAAACUCAUCAAGCCUGAGCAGAUGUCCACGUCUGGGCCGGUCCUGGGUGAGGAGCGCCGCUCGGAGGAGUUCUUUGACUCUUUGGACCAUGUGAUUGAUAUCCACGGUCACAUUAUUGGACUGGGUCUCUCUCCAGACCACAGAUACCUGUACGUGAACAGCAGGGCGUGGCCCGCGGGCUGCGUCAUCUCAGACCCCAUGGCCCCACCCCCCAUCGCAGAAGAGAUCGACCUUCACGUCAUCGACCUGAAGAACCUGAGAGUGGAGCGGAGGAGUCUGCGCGCUCACCGGGCCUUCACGCCCAACGACGAGUGCUUCUUCAUCUUCCUGGACGUCAGCAGAGACUUCGUUGCCAGCGGCGCCGAGGACAAACACGGUUACAUCUGGGACCGCCACUACAACAUCUGCCUGGCCCGCCUGGCGCACUCGGACGUGGUGAACUCCGUGGCCUUCAGCUCGGCCGACCAGGAGCUGCUUCUGUCCGCCAGCGACGACUCCACCAUCAAAGUGUGGAGGUCCCCCCGCAUGCUGCGCCUGGCUCAGACUCUCCCCCACCGCACCCCCAAGCCCCGCGGCCUGCUCCCCUCCUGGCUCAGCCGCGGCAGGACCUCCACUCCAGGAAGUAAUAUCAACGGGAAGUCUUGA